GCAAUAGGCAAGUGAAUUUUUCUCUAACAUGAUGGUAAUGGGAUGAAUGAAGCAUUAGUGAGCUCGAAUAUAUCUUUGUAGGGCUCUUAAUGGGUACCUUAUCAAGGCCUGCCGCAUAAUGUGUUGAGCAAUGCAUUUUUUGGCACUGAGGAGUGUUGAGAUACCUGACUUUGUUGAUUCUUGUUCUUUACUAAGCGAUUACACUAAUUCUUAGGUGUAUGAGAUUCCAAUAUGGUUGAUAUGUUGCAUUAUGCGGACUCAUUAAUCCUUGAGCACCUCCUUUAGGUACAAUAUACAUACUGUCUUGAGCAGGAUCAUCCUCGUUUUACUAAAAAGGUCAAAUAAUAACCAAGCACGGCAAUCCUCAUUACCUAAAUAAAUUAAGGAGGGGAGGGGGAAGGGAGGAGUGGUUUGGAAUAAGUGGGGAGCAAGUGCAGAAUAAGUGCUUUUACAAAACUUUUGAAUAUCUACUUCGAUUUUGAAUUCCAUUUUCAUAGAAGGUAAAUUUUAGCGAUAGGGGAAAGGGAAGUGUGUAACUUCAUAGUAUAUCACAUACGAUAGGUGUUUGCUAGCAUUAGUAUUUAGUACUUAUAGACCAGUGGCUUGCUUUUAAGGGGAUCAUUUCAACAAGCACCAGCUUGCCUAUUACUCAUAUGUUGCGCCCGUCAUUGUUAUCCAAGCCUCUUGUUAAGGCUCCCCUAGGGCUCACAGGAGGGGCUCUGCUUGCCCAGCGCCGAGGGGUGCGCUAUGCGAAUAUUCAGGAAACCCUCAAACCGAUCCCUGGCCAGAGCGCCGGGCAGAUGUCCAUUCUCAACGAGAUCUGUUGUAACCCUGACGCCGAGGAGGAGCGCCGGAAGCCGGUAUUUCGGCUGGAAGUGAUGCCACGACCCUCCUCUGACGCUUCGACCGCGGAGGAAGAUGGGGAUUAUCUGCGCAAAAUGCAUCGAUGGGGGUACGACUCCUUGACGCUCUUCCGCAAGACGAACGAGGACCCCGGGCCGUGGUGGAAUGCGAACAGCAGCACGUUAAUUUCGAAUUGGGCGCAGGUGGGGGAUUACGCGAAUGCGGGGAUGUGGUCCGGGGUGUGGCGCUACACCUAUGGGAUCGGGGAGUACAACCUGCGCCCGCACGAGCUGCGUGGCCGGGCGUGGGGGAAGAAGGAUCCUCAAAGCGGUGCGGUAUCCAUUCGCUACGGCAACCCCACCAGCCCCCUCCAACGGCUCGUCUUCCCACACACCAAAGAACACGAGAUGCAUCGACGGUUGAAGAAUCCAGAAAACAAAGGCUUCUCGGAGAUCAGCGCGCUACACGGGAAGCGGGUUCUGCGGGAGGUGCAGUAUCACCUCGGCAACGGCCUGCGGUUUUAUCUGGUGGAUGGCGUCUUCGGCAGCGAUCCUAAGACCUGCACGCCCUACCGCAUCAUCACGGAUAACCCCACCCACGCCUACUUCACCUCCUUGGCGGCUAUCCGAAAGUUUAACUACGUCUCUCGGCAGGAGAUCACCCUGGUCAAGCGCGUUUCGCAGUCCCCAAUCGACGAAUGGGCGUGGCGGCGCCCGGGCGUGCUGGUGUAUCACGCCCCUGGCUACGACUUUGAGGCGCCACGCAUCGUCGAGGAGUUUGGCGGACCCCGGCCGAAGGAUAUGGGGUUAUCGGGGAAUCGCUUCCUCGCGUUGGAGCCGUAUAGCAUCCCGAUGAAGGCGGUGAUCGGCGGGGAGCCGAGCUGUGAGGUGCUUUUGGAUACCGUCGCCUUUCUCUGCGCGCGGUGGGGAUUCUACGCGGACGACAAGGGGCUCCUCACCCUACCUGCGGAGUCGGUGCUCUCCCCGAGGGAUGGGCAUUUAACGUUGGUGGUGGCCCCUGAGGCUAUCGCCGAUCGGAUCCGCACCUCGCCCUACCUCUACGGAAGUCGACAUCACCGCAUCGGGAAUGGGGUGAUCUCGCGGGCCUGGGAUGUGGCCUCGUCGCCGCUCGAUCAAACCCAUCCCAUCCAACCCACCGAUCUCAUCGAAGAGGAUCUCGGCCGCGUGCAGCGAGGCCUGCCCACGCGGAUGGGACUCCCACAAUCCCUCUCCCAUCGCCUUUGGGGUCGCCGGCAUGUUUCCGAGUACGGCUUUAAGUGGCCGCACAACUACACCGAGGACGUCGCCACCAAGGCGUACACCGCCGGGCAUCUCUUUAACCCGCCGAAGAAACAUGAGCUGGAAGGUCAUAAGGUCCGCCCGAGCGGGUUUUUGAUUGACGAUGUUGAGGUGGUGGUGAUCGGUGAGGACGGGGAUCCCGCGGAGGCCGUCCUGCAGGCGCUACGGGAAAGAGCCACUCUGUACGCCGAGGAGGCGGCGCUUAAGGCCGCUUUGGAUGAGGUGUUCAAGAAAUGUCGAAGCGUCAAGGUAGUGCCAGAGAGCGAGGCCGGGGGUCUGUUAGAAACGCUUGCGGAAAAGGGGCAGAUGUAA
Messenger RNA from Phytomonas sp. EM1, 2453 nucleotides. The record is from the annotation of a GenBank genome assembly. Lineage: Eukaryota; Euglenozoa; Kinetoplastea; Trypanosomatida; Trypanosomatidae.